Molecule: messenger RNA, 8667 nt
Organism: Scophthalmus maximus (turbot)
Lineage: Eukaryota; Metazoa; Chordata; Actinopteri; Pleuronectiformes; Scophthalmidae
Product: probable polyketide synthase 1
Exons: 6
Coding region: 1367-7684 (2105 amino acids)
Biological process (GO): fatty acid biosynthetic process
Molecular function (GO): 3-oxoacyl-[acyl-carrier-protein] synthase activity; fatty acid synthase activity
Source: RefSeq, a predicted model, not a curated record
UUUUAUUAUUAGUAUUAUUAUAAAGCAUCAUGUCAAUCACAUGAUUUAUUUCCUCACUUCCUUGUCCUCUUAACUGGGGCUUUGUCACCACUUUGACAUAAAGUAAUAAAGACGGACUGAGUUAAUAACUAAUACCACCACAUGAUUUCUGUGCAGAUGUAGUGGAUUGAUAAAGGCAAUAAAACAAAGGUUGCAGGUACAGUACACACAGAACAUCACUGCAGUAGGAAUUUAUUAAAGGUAAUCGCAGCCAAAGGUGACCAUCGGAAAAAACUAACAAGCUCCUGAGGCAACACCAUUACUGCAGUUACCAAACCAAAAAAACUCAUCUUGUCUCGAAAUGUGAUUCUGUUUUUGAUAGAUUUCAGUGAAAUCACUGAUUUUACAACAACGUCACUGUAGAAUGUCACACCCGGGUUUCUGGCGGCAGGUUUGAUAUUUGCAGAAAGGGGUUUGUGAUAUUAUUAUUUUUUAGAUGCAUUCAAGUCCUUUUUCACUUGUGGAAAACACACAUUGUUUUCUUCAUCGAGGAGGGUGUUUAGAAAAAAAUAUUAGUUGCACAAUGUGCUUAAAGUUAACUCGACAUUAAGGAUGUUAUGGCAUUGUAUGUGAAAACAAGCACAGGAUCUAAUGGAUGUUUGUUCAAAAAAACAAACAACUACCUUGAUCUUAUCUAAUUGAAACUGAUGGAAAACUCUUACUCAGCAUGUGUAGCGUAUAAGAUACUGGAACAACGAUAACAUUGUUGGUUCAUUAAGACAAAACCUAUGUCUUAACAAUGGCUGUUAUUUGAGGUUAAGUAUGUUGGUGAAUUAUUCUUAAUACUUUCAUUGAUUAAGUUUAAGAGGAAGUAAUCGAGAGGUUUUAAUGUGAAACCAUUGCCCAGUGGAAUCAUUUCAAACUCAAUGUUCCUUGAUUGGUUGAUUGUUAGUUACGAUUCAACGGCGAUAAGCUGCUAUGAAACGAGACCCGUAGUCACCCCAUUGUUGGAUAACAUAUUGAUUUACUCAUUAAAACUUGGUGUAAUCAUUUGCAAAGGCGCCAUAAAUGUGUGCACUGAGGUCCUUUAUCUCCAUGGCCACGAACACAAUCAAUCAUUAAUGUUUAAUAAGGAAAAGAGGCUGGCUAUAAGAAUCGACUGCAGGCCCGGCGGCGAUAGCAUCACUUAGGGGGGGGAAAGGGCAAACGGUACGGAUGUAAGGGUGAUCUGGUGCGUGACUAAACUGGAACUAAUUGAGCGGUCGAAACAGAAUAUUAACCAUGUAGAUUUUUUUGGGUUGUGCUGAUGCACUUGAAGGAAGGGUGAUGUUGACAUGAUGGUGCAGUAAAGAUUUUUGAUUUUCUCCCGUAGUGAUGCACAGUGAGGAUGGAGGACACUGAAGACGGGAUUGCAGUGGUGGGCAUUGGAUGCAAUUUUCCAGGGGGAGAAGGGCUUGAUAACUUCUGGAAGGUUCUUGUGGAUGGAAGAAACUGCUCUGUGCCAGUUCCUAAAAAGAGGUUUGACUUGGAGAGCUGGUAUGACCCUGAUGACAACAAAGCGGGUAAAUCCCGAACAGUCAAGGCUGCUCUUAUUGACGGGUUCAAUGAGUUUGACCACAGGUUCUUUGGCAUCAGUGACAGUGAAGUGGAACAAAUGGACCCCCAACAAAAACAGCUCCUUCAGUGUGUCUACAGGGCUUUGGAAAAUGCCGGUGUUCCCAUGGAGAAGGCCAGUGGCACCAGAACUGGAGUGUUCUUUGGCCUGAUGAACAGAGAUUAUGAAACAAAUGCUGCACACGUGCACCCGAGUGUGAUCAACCACUGGACGGGCACAGGGCUUGCCAUGAGCAUCGCAGCAAACAGGGUCUCGUACAUCUUCAACUUCACUGGGCCCUCACUGUCCAUCGACAGUGCCUGCUCGUCCUCCCUUGUGGCUCUUCAUCUUGCUUGCCAAUCCAUUAAGCAAGGUGAUUGCGAAAUGGCCGUUUGCGGAGGAGUCAACUGUAUCAUAGAGCCAAGAGUGUUUGUGGCUCUCAGCAAGGCCAAGAUGAUCUCGCCUGAAGGGACCAGCAAACCUUUCUCCAACAGAGCAAAUGGCUACGGUAGAGGGGAAGGCUGUGGGGUUGUUCUUUUGAAGCCACUGAAAAAGGCAAUACAAGACCAUGACCAUAUCUGGGGUAUUGUCAGCAAAACUGCUGUCAACCAGGAUGGACACUCGGUCACUCCAAUCACCAAACCCUCCAUGACACAACAAGAGGAGCUGCUGCGAAGAGUCUACUCAGAGUCGGACCUCGCAGAUGUCCAGUACAUAGAGGCACAUGGCACUGGAACCCCAGUCGGAGACCCAACAGAGGCAGGAAGCAUCUCAAACGUCAUUGCUAAAGCCAGACCUCGUGGUUCAGAGACACUGCGAAUUGGCUCUGUGAAGAGCAACAUUGGACAUACUGAAUCUGCAGCUGGAGUGGCUGGACUCAUCAAGGUUCUCCUCAUGAUGAAGCAUGAGACCAUUGUUCCCUCCAUUUUCUACUCUGAAGAAACCUCCAGUGUAGAUGCCAAAGCCCUGAACAUAAAAGUUCCUAUGGAAGCAGAAGAGUGGGAAUCCUCUGGUGCAAGAAUCGCAGGGGUGAACAACUUUGGAUUCGGGGGUACAAAUGCACACGCUGUUGUCAAACAGUACAAACAGUCACACAUACGGCAAAAGAAUGAUGAAACACAACCAAAGUACUUUGUCAUGUCAGCAAAUUCAACAAAAUCUCUCUCCCUGAUGAUGGAAGACACCAUUAAGGAGCUAGAAGCAGAUAGUGAAGUUGAUCUAGAUUCUCUGUUGUACACCUCAGCUUGCAGAAGGACCCAUCUAAAACAUAAAUACAGAAAGGCCAUCAGGAUAUCAUCCGUAGUCGACCUUAAAGAGAAGCUGAGUGUAACUGUUGGGAAAAAUAUCAGCCCAUCCUUCUCAGAUCCAAGGUUAGUAUUUGUCUUCUGUGGAAAUGGCGUCACUUACCAUGGCAUGUGCAAGCAGCUCCUGGAGCAUGAGCCUGUAUUCAGAAAUAAGAUCAAAGAGAUUGCACAACUUUUCCAACGGCUGAGUGCGCUCGACAUCCUGGACACACUUGAGAGUGAGUUUGAGAGUAGUGACUCUAAAAACCCAGACGUUGUCCAACCAUUACUCUUUGCUAUCCAGGUCGGCAUUACCACUCUACUCAGGCAUUGGGGCGUCAAACCAGAUGCAAUACUUGGACACUCUGUAGGUGAGGUAGCAGCCGCUCACUGCUCGGGCCUCUUGUGUCUUGAGGAUGCACUAAAAGUCAUCUAUUUCCGCAGCAUUCUUCAGCGCAAAGUCACUGGGGGGAAGAUGCUUGUGAUCAGCAACAUGGCUGUAUCAGAGGUAACUGCUCUUCUCCCCCAAUACUCUGGUAGAGUUUGCCUUGCUGCUUUCAACAGUCCACAGUCCUGCACCAUUUCAGGUGAUGCAGAAGCAAUCGAUGGCAUCCAUAAAGAGCUAAGCACCGCAGCGUAUAGUCAGAAUUUGUUCCUCCGUGUGCUGGAUGUUCCUGCAGCGUACCACAGCCACAUGAUGGAUCCAAUUCUUCCAGAAGUCAAGGAAACAAUUGGCCUCUUACAGGUGAAUGAUCUUGACACAGAGUUGUUCUCCACAGUGACAGGCAAGGAAAUCCAGCAGGGAGAUUUCUGCACAGGUGAAUAUUGGACAAGAAACAUUCGUGAGCCAGUAGCAUUUGAGCAGGCAGUGAGGUCGGCAGCAAAAGGAAAGACAAAAACAGUCUUUGUAGAGAUAGCGCCAAGAAGGGCGCUACAAAGGAACAUCAUUGAAUCUCUGGAUAGUGACACAGUUGUUCUACCCUCAGUGCAGCCAGAGAAAGAUCAUGAAACAAUCAUGUCUGUCGUUUCUAAGCUGUUUGAACUUGGUGUUCAGGUAGACUGGAACACCUUCUACAGAGGAUAUGAGACAAUGCCACUUCCAUUCCCGAAAUACAAGUUUGAUUGCUCUGACAGAGAUGUUAUCAUUGGUGCGGCAAUGAACAACACAGCAAGUAAUCACCCUGUGCUCUGUCUGACAGGAAGUGAGAGCAACAUUUUCAGCUGUGAUCUGCGCUCAGACUCUUCUUUCUACCUGAAAGAGCACAAACACAACAACAUACCCAUCAUCCCUGGUGCCUUCUAUGCUGAGUUGGGUUUAGCCGCAGUCAUGGCCAGUGCCAAACCAAAAGUACCACUCAACUCACUACAGCUCAGUGUCAAUUUCCAUAGUCCAUGUGUUUUAACCCCGAAUUCACCUGAAAUGAAGGUGCAACUGGAACAAACAGAAAAAGAAACCAGUUUCAAAGUAUUCUCCCCUUCUGCAGUGUAUGCAUCAGGCACAGUUGUUUCCAAAAGAGAGAGGGUGAUUGAGGAGCAGUGCAUUUCACUAAGCUCCAUCUACAAAAGAUGCAAAUCUGUAGUGAGCUCUCAGGAGUUCUAUGGGUACCUAUCUCAAGGAGGGUUUCAAUAUGGAGACGUCUUCAAGAACAAGGGAAAUGUACACUAUGGGGAAGAUCUCAAGGAAGCUUUUGCAGUUGUCGCAGUUCCAGAGGAACUACAGUCUCAGUUGCAUGACUACUGCAUUCAUCCUGUUGUGUUGGAUUUUCUGAUGCAGCUUCUUCCAGUUACAGUAGAGCAUGUUUUUGCUGGUAGACCAGGCUUCCCUUCCAAAAUAGGAAGUUUGACAGUGUUUGAGCCAUUGCAAGAAGAGAUGACUGUCUAUUUGAGAGCAACUGAUGUGGGUAUUGAUCACUUUGAGGUAUGUGGCUGCUUCGCAGAUAGAGAAGGCAGAGUGCUGGUUGAGGUUAAUCAUGUGAUAAUCAAGUAUCUGGGCAGUCACACUCAUGUAGUCGAGGAGUACUUCUACCAUAAUUCCUUCAGCGUCAUCCCUGAAAGUAUCCCAUCUGCUCCUUCUCCAAAGGCCUUGGUCUUCUGUGAUCAAAUAGGGAUUUCUAAAGCCCUGCAACAACAUUUGGACUCGAGAUCUCAAUACAUAUCAUUCACACAUGCAAAAGAUAUUUUGAGCCAUGGCUUCCCCCCUCUCAUGGCAAAACUCAAUAUCACAGAUAUUGAGAAAAACUUUGAUGAGGUUUUGUUUUUGUGGGGCAAAGAAAACCUUACUUCGCUGCCAGCUGAUGUUGUUCUACAGAAUUUAGUGAGCUGCUGUGAGAUUUUCCGUCAAAUUGUCCUUGAGCUCAAGCAGACUCACUUCCCACACUCUAUUAGAGCAGUAACCCACUGUUCAUCUGACAUCACGGUAGACCACAUAAAUCCAGGUUUUGCUCUUGCUGGUAUGACCAGAUCGUUUGCUGCAGAGAUACCAGAUCUUUCAUUUCAGCUAAUUGAUAUAAGCACCAUCUCUGCUAAGGACAUUGCAGCUCUGUCUGAGGUCCUACAAUCAUAUCCUUGCAGCAAAUACCCAGAGUUGGUGGUCAAAGAUGGGCUGAUCUUUAAACCUUCCAUUGUCCAUACUCCACCAGAAAUCGUUGACAGUUCAGGGAGAGGUUUUACCCCGACAAUGUCCGAGCCUUGCAUCUUUCAGACAGCUGAUGCACAUAUGAUAACUCAAGUGAGUGCCAUUCACUUGUACGAAGAGGGCCUGCCAAUCGGUGAUAAAUCAGUUGAAAUGUGUCCCAGUAAGAUAUGUGUCCAUUCAUCUGAUUACUUCCCUGUGAGUGAUUCAUAUCUGAAAUUUGGCCACACACUAUACUGGAACAAAUAUUCCUCACAGAAUCAUAAGCUGCUGGCUCUUGAUUUCAGUGGCACUGUUACAGCAGUUGGUAAAGAUGUCAAGAAACUAAAAGUGGGAGACCACAUUGCUUCAUGUUAUCCUGUGGUGGCAGCCAGCAGGGUCAGAGUGCCAGAGGGUGUAUGCUACAGCACCAGACAAUUCCCAUUCCUUCAAAGCACACCCUGUGUUUCCUACUAUGUGCUAGCAUGGGAAAUCCUGCAUCGAGCCUUGCCGAGAGCCAAACAUAAUCUAGGAAUCAUAUCAUCUGUCCCAGACUCUGCUCUGAUAAAAGUCUUGGCAAUUACUUCGUACAAAUCUGGCUGGAAUGUGGUCAUAGGAACACAGUGUAAUGGUUCUUUUGUAGAUGUCAAACAAAUGGAUACAUUUGUCAUCUUGCCUCCAUUUGAUGAAUCCCUGAUUGACAUAAUUUGCCAUUUUCCUGAGGUCCAACAUGUUGUCAUUAUCUGUGAAUCUCAGAUGCAAGGUUUGCUUGCCAGGGACAUGUUCAACAGUGUAAAGGAGAGUGUUCACGUGCAGACAAUCCAGAUGCCAGUCAUUUUGCAAAAGGGAUCCUUGCUUGCACAAAGGCCACAUAUUUAUCACUGGCUCAAGUCCUUGAAGUUUAGCAGGAAAUUUUCUCUUAAAAGCUAUGCCUUUCAGAGUGUGAAGUCUGACAGCAGAAAGAAAUUUAAUAAUCAGAAACCAGAAUCAUACUUCAACUCAAAGAAACUGUCUGUUGUGGCUCUGGAAAAAGCUGACAGCAGUACUCUGUCGGAGAUUCCACUGCUACCAACAAAAAAACUGCUUUUCCGAAAGAGAGCGGUGUACAUAGUGGCAGGUGGUCUUUCUGGUCUGGGCUUUGAAACUGUCAAGUUCAUCUCCCAAAGAGGGGGUGGGUAUAUUGUCAUACUCUCCAGGAGAACGCCCCCUGCAGAUGUGCAGCAAGAGAUACACAAUAUAGAGAAUCAGUGUGGAAACUGCAUCACCAGCAUGGAGUGUGACAUAUCUGUCUCUGAGCAUGUGCACAGGGUUAUCAGUGACAUUGGCCAGAAGUUCCCUGGAUGUCCAGUUAGAGGAGUGUUUCACAGUGCAGUUGUCUUGCAUGACGGGCUGAUUGAGACCCUUGACAAAUCUCUCUAUGAGAAGGUUCUCAAACCAAAAGUGAACGGUGCCCUAAAUUUGCAUUAUGCGACACAACGCUGCCAGUUAGACUACUUUGUGUGUUACUCAUCCAUCUCUGCUUUUCUGGGAAACGCAUCUCAAACCAACUAUGCAGCAGCCAACACAUUCCUCGACAUGUUCUGCCAUUACAGGCGCAAACUCGGACUACCUGGACAGUCUAUCAACUGGGGAGCUCUGAACCUCGGUCUCCUCUUGAACAAGGAGCACUUCCAGAGAUUUCUGGAGGCAAAAGGGAUGAUGGUGUUGGAUGUGGCUGAAAUUCAUAAAAGCUUGGAGCAAUGCCUUGUGCUCAAUCAACCCCAACAAGCUGUGUGCAGGUUUCACUUCAGAAACAUCCGGUUCAACGUCCUCUCUCAAAAUGCAGCCUUGACCAUGCGCCUGUCUGCGUUGGUUGAGGAGGCUUUCAAAAAAUCUAAAGAAAAAGACUCUCAAACAAAACAAGCUGAAUGCGUCUCACCGAAAGAGUAUGUCACCUCUCUCCUUGCUGAGACCAUUGGUAUGGAUCAGAGUGAGCUAAGAGAUGACUCACCUCUCUCAUCCUUAGGCAUUGACUCCAUGCAGGCCAUGACUCUGCAGAACCUGAUCUUUCAGGAGAGAGGUGUGAAUGUGCCGUUGGUGAAACUGUUGGACCCCAAUGCCACAUUGUCAACUGUGAUAGCUAUACUGAGUGAAGGAGCUGAGGCUGAAGAUUUCAGUGAUAACCCUGUGAUUAGUAACCCCACUGAAGACAUGGAGGAUCUUUCAACCAGAUUUUAAAAAUGACAAUGGCAUAAAUGGAAUGCGUACAUGGUAGUAGCACUUAUCAGCACAUCAUAAUAGUGGAACAGAAAAUAUCAUUUAUUUCAAUAGAAGGCUUAUAAUGGCCAUUGCAGCAGCAUUAUAGUGUUAAUGCAACAUCUUUGUAUUUCUCUUUGUAUUGUAUUUUGACACUUUUGUCGUUGUUAUUUUUUGUAAAUGUUUACCCUUGUUUAUUGUUGUAGAUUUACAUUGUUUUACAUUGUUAUAACCACACACAAUAUUUUACUAACCUUUGCUGAGAAAUGCCCAAUUUUGUGAAUGUUUUUGAGUGCUGUGUAUCACUAUUUUAUUAAUUUUGCUUAUUUAUAUUGUUCAUGAUGAAAAUAUGAAAAUGGUCAGCGUGAGAAUUAAAUACAAAAUGUACGAUGUAAUGUAUUCAAUCUAUACUGUAAAUAAUGUAUAUAGAGAAUUACAUUUCUAUCAUAUUAUUUCAUUAAUGUUCAUAAAAAUAUAUAUACAUUUUCAAAGCUCAUCUGUGACGGGGUUCAGUACACAUAACGCAGACAUCAAUUCAUUUUUAUCUGCCUGUUUUACAUUUACUCGUCUUUUACAGGUCAUGGUCAGUUCUUAUCACUGAAAGCUCAAUGAUCCUUCAACUUUAUAAUGAUGAUUGAAAAGUUGAUACAGUUUUCUGGCAUGCCCCAUAAAUGUUGACUUGGCAGUAUGUAUGAUUACAGAACCUUUUAUGUUUGAACUAUUAAUCUAUUUGUUGUAGACAAAAACGCUGUUCUUCUGGUGGACAUUUCCACCACAGGGAAAGACACCAGUAAAUUUACACCAGUGUUUUCAGUAUGGUAACUGAUGUAAAACAGCUCCAUGCUACAUCAUAAUAAACUUUAAUAGUCAUCAUUGUUAUUUUGAUAAUGUGACAUUUUUUUUUAAUUUUUAAUUUUGUUUCAUAAGGACAAUAAAUGAAGCUGCCAAUUUCUCUAUGUACUUGA